Molecule: messenger RNA, 3722 nt
Organism: Bactrocera oleae (olive fruit fly)
Lineage: Eukaryota; Metazoa; Arthropoda; Insecta; Diptera; Tephritidae
Gene: trbl
Product: tribbles pseudokinase 2
Biological process (GO): protein phosphorylation; regulation of MAP kinase activity; positive regulation of proteasomal ubiquitin-dependent protein catabolic process
Cellular component (GO): nucleus
Molecular function (GO): ATP binding; mitogen-activated protein kinase kinase binding; protein kinase activity
Source: RefSeq, a predicted model, not a curated record
GUCCUGAGAGCGUGCUCUUGCACACAAAUAAACAUACUAAGUAGGUUCGGCGUCAACUGUACUCAUACAAACAUUUCACAUUUCAAAGCAAUGCGAGCGGAUGAUUGCUUGUUUUGAGGGUUGAAAUGUGACGAAAUUUGUAGCUUGGAGAGAACGUAUACAUAUGUAUGUAAAUAUGUAUGCAGAGGCCUCAAAGUCUCAAUGAAAAUGUGCAUUUUCUCUGUCGGAAUGGGGAUGCUUUGGACACUCAAUAUUCGAAUUUGUUGCAAUUAUUUUCAAAUGCAACACUCAGAGAGAGAACGCCGAAAAGUGCAUAAGAAGAGAAGCCACAAUACGGCCAGAAUUAAAAUAUUGUAUGAAUUUGUGUACUUGAAAAAAAAAAUUUAUGUGAGAGGCCCAUAUAAAAACGUAGUGUUAAGAAACAACAACUACAAUAUCGAAUUAUACCAAGAGAGUGCGAGUGAGUGCGAUUCUUUGCAUCUCUGUUGCUUAAAAGUACCACCAUAAUGUAAUGUGAGAAGCAUAAGAUGUGAGAGAGAGAGAGCGUGUGCGAACAGAGCAGCCAAAGCAAAAGAGCUGAAGAGGUCAGCAAAACAAAUGUAUGGAAAAGAAAAAUAUAUGAAAGUCAAUUCCGUCGAUUUCGCCGACGAAAAAUUUUCAAAUAUACGUUGCUGGCAGCGAAACAAUUCAGUUGUAUUUCAGCAAGUGAGCGUGUUAGUUAUAAAUAAUAUUUACUUGUGUGAAGCCUUGCUGGCAAACGAGCAACGACACAACACAGUUAUUUUUUAUAUUAAAAGAAAAUUCAACAAUCUCUAUGUUGGCAUUAUAUUAGUACUAAAAGAUAUAAUUUUAUAUGUUUCUGCCUGCAUAUACACGUGUGUAAUACUAUAAUUGCUGAAACUGCUUAAUUAAUUGAAAACUAUAAUAUUUUGAAGUGAGUUGGUAACUCAUGCAGUAACUCGAAAAGUGAAUCGCCAAAGUAAAAGCAUAAAAAUAAAAAUGUUGUGUAUAUAGGAAUUCGUAAAGAAGGCGUUAAGUGAAGAAGUAAACAAGAAAAGCUGUUUAAUAAAGAAUAAGAAAGUGAUAAGCGUGAAUCUGUACACAACUGAAAAAAGAACUUAUAAACUCCACUGUGAUAAGUGCUGUAUAACUCAAAAUUGAACUGUGACUUUUAUUAAAGAAUUUUAAAAACCAAGAAUUCAUAUCAUAAUGGAUACCAUCAAUAGUGUUCGAAGGCAAAGUAACGAAAGUCACCUAAAUGUAAUAAAUUACUCGCCACCAUCACCUGCAUCCUCCCUCAGCUCCGAAUCCAUGGAUGUUGUCAUAGCGCCAAACAGUCCUUGUUCGCCUGCAACCACACCGCGCUUGCAUAGAGGCCAUGACAGCUAUGAACACUUUUGUACUCCAAAGAAAUCGCUGGCGGAUUCUCGUGUGUUAGAGCGUAUACGCGAAAAGCUUGGCACACCCAGCUCACUUUGUGAGAUGCAUGCUCUACGCCCGGAGCAAAGCCGAGAGGAGGAGACUGUGAAAGUGGUUAAAAAUCGGUUCCUAAUAAGCACACAAUUGUGCUAUCUAUCACCAGCUGUUGCUGCAAGAACUCCCGCCUCUUAUCGUCAUCUUAUCGAUCUCAAGGCGUCUAGCCUCAGGUGUACAGAUGUGUUCACGGAAACCGAAUAUAUCUGCAAGAUUAUCAACGAGCCACAUGACAAGGUGCAACGCGCUUACUAUGACAUCAAGACGGCAGGUGAAAUAGCGCGCAGCUCUUUGUAUGGACAUACCUUGAUACGGGAUAUUCACGAAAUUGUGCCAUUGGAUGCAAAUCGUUCGUAUCUGAUAAUCCCACCACCAAAAGCGCACGAAGGUGCAGAAGGUGUAUAUGAGGAUCUGCAUACAUACGUAAGGAAUAAGAGACGACUGCACGAAAAGGAGGCUAAAGCACUGUUUCAUCAAAUCGCAGAGACUGUGCGUUUAUGCCACCAGAAGGGCGUUAUAUUGCGUGAUCUGAAACUGAAACGUUUCUUCUUCAUUGACGAAGCGAGAACGAAAAUUCAGUAUGAAUCGUUGGAGGGCUCUAUGAUACUCAACGAUCCCGCGGAUGACACAUUGAGCGACAAGAUUGGCUGCCCGCUCUACACUGCACCCGAAUUACUGUGUCCCAAUCCCACAUACCAAGGCAAGCCGGCCGAUAUCUGGUCGCUGGGCGUUAUACUGUAUACAAUGCUUGUUGGCCAAUAUCCGUUCUAUGAGAGACCCAACUGCAAUCUGAUAACGAUCAUCCGGCAUGGUCAGGUGCAAAUACCUUCCUGUUUACCGCGACCGGUGCGUUGGCUGCUUUUGUUGCUGCUUUGUAAGGAUUACAAAGAACGUUUGCAAGCCGAUGAGGUAUUUAUCACGCCGUGGCUGAAGCAACAGAAACCACAUGAUUACGUCUACCUCUCGGCCGAUACGAAUUUGGAUGAUUUGGAAAUGGAAAGUGAUGAUGACACCGAUGUAAUGGAACAAACACCACGUGUGGAGGGAGAACAACAAAUGCAUUUCACUAAAGACUGCCAAGUGGACAAUAGUCAUAUUGCUUCCGCAAACCACUUUGUUACUGAAGACUGUCAAGAAGACGCUGACGACUGUGAUAUUAGUAAUACGGAGCCGAUAAAUUAUUCGCGACCACAUACAACGGCAGGCAAUAGCCAGCGCGCAAUUGAUGUGGAUAACGACGUCGAAAUGAGCUGAUUACACACGCGUGUGUAUUAUAUAUGAUGUCGACGAUAACAAAAGCGGCAAUUGCAACGUUAGUGGUCGGCAAGUCAUGGUCGUGAACAUUGUGGUGGUCGGCGGUAGCAGGAUAUCUAAGCGCAGGCGCUGUAUGAUUUCGCCAUACCACUCCUCCUUCCUCCACCGCAGCAACAAUUACACACACAUGCAGGCAUAAACAUUUUUUCACAUUGUGGUUUGUUGUCGUCGUUUGUCAUCACAAUGUUUGUUUGUCAACGUUGUUUCUGCACUGGAAGCAGUCAGUUGUUUGCCGGCGCUAAGGCAAACAACUCAGCUGGCCGCGACAGCAUUGGUACUAUUUGCGCGCGGCCACCAUGAACGUUUGAAGUUUGGAAGACACACGCACCGAGGCGCUGGCUGGGCCUCUUGUGGUAGCAAGCGUUUCGCUGAGGCGUUUAAGCUUUUACUUUGGCAAUUGUUACGUUACAACGUUGAAAUUUUUUAUUAUUGUUCCUCACAUCACCCGCCUUCCAUUUUUUUUUUAUAAAUUAAAUACUUAGUAUUUCUUUCAUUCAAAGUGAUUUAUGUAAAUAUCGAAAAGUAACUCUAAACUGCCUUUAUGUAUGUAGUAGCAGUGAAUUUACUGAAGAACUCGAAUUCUUGAUUGUUGUUGAGUUUUUAUUUCUCCUAAACCGAAAUGUACAAUUAUUCUAGCAAUAUAAUGUAAGUGUGAGAAAAUUUAUUUUGCAAAAAUGCUAUAUUGGUUAAUUUGUAGCCUUAUAUUUUCUGAGCUAAUAUGAAUUAUAGCUACUGAAUUAUUUAAUUAUGUUGUUUAUAAAGGUUUGUUUUAAUUUGUAUGAGAUGUGUUAUAAAGAAAAUAUUAAAACAAAAAUACAAAGAAUCCAAAAAAAAAAUGAAAAAUAUUGAUGGACAAAGAAGCAACAAAAGCCAUAAAUUGAAAUUCAAAAAUUAAGAAAUAAAAGGUUUGAAUUUGAUCUCAGGCGGAUUUUAAA